GAGCACGAUCUCUGUCUCAUUCCUAUGUAAGGAACCACUCUGACUUCGGCUAAAAAGAUUAUCUAUUAUUCAUCAAGAUCCAAUCUUCCAUCAUUGUCUUUGCUCCGACACCGUAAAAAUGCAUCCCGUCUCCUCCUCCUCCUCCUCCUCUUCUUCUUCUCCGGCGACUAAUGAUAUUUCUACGCCGCUUCUCAAUCGUAACCGGCCCCGUUCUUCGCAACCGCUACGUGGAGCAGCGUCGAGGCUUCUCCGCCGUGCUAGCAGUCGCGGGAUGAUGCUCCGUGAGUCAUCGGUUCGUGUCCGUGAGACAGCGGCUGAGCAGAUUGAGGAGAGACAGAGUGAGUGGGCGUACUCUAAACCGGUUAUAGUCUUGGAUGUGGUCUGGAAUCUAGCUUUCGUGUUCGUCACUGUUGGAGUUUUAUGGUUUAGGUCGGAGGAGAAUCCUCGUGUUCCUCUCAGAUUCUGGAUCGUUGUGUAUAAUCUUCAGUGUUUGCUUCAUGUUGCGUGUGUGGUCUCUGAGUAUUGCCGUCGACAUGGUUAUGAUCGUCUGAACCGAGAUUUGGAUUCCGGUUUAACCUCCAGUGAAGGAUCUAGUGAAGACGAAUCUGAUGGUCCUGAGAUUGAAUCUGGAACUAGUCUUGCUAAGCAUCUUGAAUCAACGAAUGCGAUGUUCUCAUUUGUGUGGUGGAUCAUUGGGUUUUAUUGGGUCAGUGCUGGUUCUGAGGAACUUGCCCAAAGCUCACCUCAACUCUACUGGCUCUGUGUGGCGUUUCUCGCCUUUGAUGUUAUCUUUCUAGUCCUAUGCGUUGCGGUUGCUUCUCUUAUUGCUAUCGCUGUGUGCUGCUGUUUGCCUUGCAUCAUCGCGGUUUUGUACGCUUUGGCAGAGCGGGAAGGUGCAUCUGAUGAGGAGAUAGAAAGGCUUCCGAGAUUCAAGUUUCUAACGGUGAGAAACUCAGAGAAAGUGAAUGGUGAGAUACUGGAAACACAUGGAGGGAUAAUGACUCAACUUGGUGUCGAUUCUCCAAGUGAACGUGUGUUAUCAAGUGAUGAAGCUGAAUGUUGUGUUUGUCUUUGUGAGUAUGAAGAUGGAACAGAGCUGAGAGAGCUUUGGUGUAGACACCAUUUUCAUGAAGCUUGUAUAGAUAAAUGGCUACGCAUUAACGCCACUUGCCCUCUCUGCAAAUCCAACAUUCUCAAAACUGAUGAACAGAGUGGGAACGAUGCAGUUUGAUCAAAGUUUAUUCAUUCAGGGUGAUGUAUUCAUCUUUUUUUACUCUCUACUAUCUUGUUGUGUAAAUGCAGAAAGUGUAACGUAAUAUUUAAACAAAUGUUAAUUAUUACAUGUUGAAAUUGUUUUUGUAACAGAGA
Messenger RNA from Brassica oleracea var. oleracea, 1368 nucleotides. Its product is annotated as E3 ubiquitin-protein ligase At1g63170-like. Lineage: Eukaryota; Viridiplantae; Streptophyta; Magnoliopsida; Brassicales; Brassicaceae. The coding region runs from base 119 to 1231 and encodes 370 amino acids. The transcript is spliced from 5 exons. The record is from RefSeq and is a predicted model, not a curated record.